This is a messenger RNA of Selaginella moellendorffii, 1647 nucleotides long. Its product is annotated as protein ACCUMULATION AND REPLICATION OF CHLOROPLASTS 3-like. NCBI's taxonomy places the organism in Eukaryota, Viridiplantae, Streptophyta, Lycopodiopsida, Selaginellales, Selaginellaceae. Bases 63 to 1583 code for a protein of 506 amino acids. Gene Ontology annotation, biological process: cell division. The record is from RefSeq and is a predicted model, not a curated record. Gene Ontology annotation, cellular component: cell division site; cytoplasm. Gene Ontology annotation, molecular function: GTPase activity; GTP binding. The transcript is spliced from 11 exons.
GGAAGGAGAUUUUGGAAAUAGGGAAGGGCCAGCGCUAGGGCGAGCGCUGGGAGGGCGAGGCAAUGGCGCUGGGCAUCGGCGUGGCAUUUUGCCAGGCCAGUGGAGCUGCCGUUGCGCGAUUGCGUGAGCCCUGUGUUUUGAAGGUAUCGAUGUCGCCCGAGAGCAAGAGAAGAGUGGUAGAAUGCAGUGUGCUGCUUGGUUCUAGACAAGAGAAGGAGAGGAAUCCCGAGCUAGAAUCGUCGCGGGCGGCAUUGUGGAGCUCGCGAGUUGCGACAGUCUUGAACCAAAGGUUUCGAGAGAGAAUGGAAGUAAGAGAAGGAAUCGAAAUGGAAGGACCGCUUAUUCGGCUUGCUGAAACUUCAUCAACUGUGGAAGCUGCGAUUGUGCUGGUCUUUGGAGCAGGGACUUGUCAAUGCUUGGAUGCAAUAUGUGCUAAACUCAGGGCUGUGCGCGCUGGUGGUGGUAUCGGGUUUUGUAUCGCCACGAAACCAUUCAGAUUUGAGGGCCAAAGACGUCUGGAGAAAGCUGAGCGGAGUCUUGCCACUCUUAAAGCUGCUGCUGACUUACUUCUUGUGAUCGAUCACGAGACAUUACUGACAAGAGAUGGUCUUACUGUAAUGGAAGCAACUUGUCUAUCUAACAUUAUGGUUUCACUCGGAGUUCAGGCUGUCUCUCAGUUGAUAUCUGGCCAAACGUCUUUCUUUUAUGAUGGAACUACUGAAUUCUCUAUUUCUGAAAUGAUCCUUCGGCUAUGGGGCUCAGCAAAUGUAAGGCUUGGAAGUGGGAUUUCGCUGACGGAAGCAGUCAAGGAAGCUCUCGACAUGGUUCCCGUGUCAGAGACGGAGAGACAAGGACCAAUAAUUUGUGCCCUGACCAACUCAAAGCGAGUACGAAAGGAUGAAAUGCGCACCGCUGCGCGCAUUCUCCGUUCUGUAUCAAAAACAGAGGCGACAAUUGCAUGCUUUUCCGUGCUUGAUGCAAGUUUGGCUCCUGGAACUCAUCACGUUCUGUUAAUGACAACGAGGAUGGAAACUGUAAAAGACAACUUGAUUGGAAAAGUUGUGUAUCCCAGCACGCGUCAAGACAGCCGCGGACAUUGUCAGAAUGCUCCUACGUCGAGCUCUACUUUUACAGAGAAUUUCCUUGCUAAAAACUCUUCAUCAACAAGUCGAGAGAAUACAAGAGCAAAUGGAACUUCCGUGACUGAAACUCACAUCGAUUCAAAGGCACAGAGAACGUUUCCAACCGCUUCUACGAGUGAUAAGGAAUGUCGUUCAUGGGAAUCAGGACCAUUUUCUGAUAACGCGAGAGCUUGGGCCCAGUCGAGAUCAAACGAGCCUCGGCAGCCUGGUCGAGUUCGAGAAAUCCGGCAAGCACAGGCAAACAGCUACAUGGAACCACACGAAGCAAACAAGGUGAAUGCGCUGCAACCGUUGCCUUGUGACCCUGCUGCAGUGCCUAACACCGGCGUUCUAAGGAUGGGAAUCGACGCGGUGUUGGAGGCGUGUAGAACGGCCUCCGAGUUGAUCCAAGACAAAGAUCGCAACAGGCCAGAGCAGUCUCUGUCGGAACGAGCUGCGUGAAAACGAGCGAAGUCCGAGAAGCCUCUCUCCGUCGGUGGAGAUGAACUGUCAAGGUGGUUCGUAU